Colletotrichum lupini is the source of this 2919-nucleotide messenger RNA. RefSeq lists its product as uncharacterized. NCBI's taxonomy places the organism in Eukaryota, Fungi, Ascomycota, Sordariomycetes, Glomerellales, Glomerellaceae. The record is from RefSeq and is a predicted model, not a curated record. The transcript is spliced from 22 exons. The coding region runs from base 1 to 2919 and encodes 972 amino acids.
AUGACGUUGAGGUCAACAGGCUUCCCCCCUCUGAAGCAGCCAUCUCACAAGGUACUUGACACUUGGGGUGCGCGAACUCUCGAGCGUCUUCGCCUUCCAUGGUCGGCUGCGGCCACUUUGACGCCUCGCCAGCUUUUUUGCCGUUGCGCUGCCGUCGUUGGCGCGCCCGCUGCAUUUCGAGCACCGCAUGCUACCUCGCUAGUUGGGCGGAACCUCCGCAUACCAUCACAAACCUCGGAUGGUGGACAAAGACACUAUCAAGAGACGGGUGCCAAGCAAUGCCGUCUCUCGCUUGCUCAGCAUCGCUUCGCACCUGGCACUCAUGGCUUCCAUUAUUUCACGCAGCGCUUCAACGGGCUAGCACCAAUCCUUGCAGGAGCGCAACUGGACAUCCCCGUCCCCGUGAUCUGGGGUAGGAAAGCCGGUCACGGCAGGCUCAGAGACUUGUCACGCGCGUAUCCGCUGAAGGAUGGACAUGAGUGUGUGUCGGUGUCGGUACCUGGCGGAUCGUCGGUGGUCCGGCAGGGCUUGGAAAUGUUCGCCUUGUCACCUCAUUUGCUGGCCGUCCUCCAAGCUCCGUGGAAUGCCCAGCGAAACCUAGCACCACGGAACUCUGGGAUGGCAUUAGACGUGAAGCUCCAGAGAACCAAAUCCUGGGUCAUUGUGCCCUUCUUCUGCUGCUUUUGUGGGGUCGCUAUCUUAUCUCGUAUGGAUAGAGAGCCUGGCUCUAACAACGGAAGAGGAGCCCUCUCAGAAACCACUCAGACUGACCGUCUCGAGAAGUUGAGCCGGACCACUUCAUCAAAUGCCGUUCGAAUGGGUCCGCUGUGUCUACCCAAGGACCAAGGUGCUAUCGAGCCCGAACCACCAGGCAUCAGAUGUAAAACGUCCCCAGCACAGUCCACAGUUCAGACUUCAGCACCGCCGGGAUCCGUCUCUUCCAAGAUCGCCCCGCCCGAGGCAAUGAUAUCUCUCGAGCAGGAAAUGAUCAGAGCUCAUCUUGGUGCCAAAUCCCAGCAAACAGAUGCUCGCUGCUCGACGCGUGCCUAUGUGCGGAUUGGCUCUUCUUGUGGCUCCGCGGGACGUUACAACCACCACGGCGACGAUAACGGUGUGGAUACAUACUUUUUGUUGACCCUCUCCACCUCCCACAUCUGCCAUCAGGCUUUUGUUCCGAUGGCUUGUCUUUUCAAGCACACACUGCGUAGGCAGGCAUCUGCACAAAGGUCCGCAGUCUCCAUUUGUUAUGGUUCCUACAUCGUCAUCCCCAGCCCAUCCAUCUCCAACUUAUCCAGUUCAGCGGAGCUCUACUUCCUUGCUCCCUUCUCCCAGCGAUCCCAGUCCCCCGUCUUCGCAGUUCUUGGUGUAAUGCCACAUAUUGUCAAUGACAAAGUUCCCCUCAUCAUUCCUAACCUCCCAAACCUGUCAGUCCUCCAAUGCAUAUGCGAUCUCCCAGGUUGUAUCCUCUCUCUCAUAUUGGUCUUCCCACCCCUUGUCCCUCUUGUCUCUGCGGCAGAAUUGCAGAUUGACCAUUCUAUCAUCUCCGUUUUGGCCCAUACGCCAUCCGUCACUUCAUGGCAAAGUUGGCCUAGUGCCGUCUUGCCGCCCUUCCGUGUCGCCGCGUUCGACUCAGUUGCCGCAACGGCGCCUUGUUCCAAAAACAAAGUCGCCGCUAACAUGCCCGGACCAGGUGACCUUGACCAAGGCCAGCAACGACGACAACAACGUCGCGAAUUGAGCCUCCACUUCCAUCAGGACUUUUUGUCGGUUUUUGCCUCCCCCGAGCGACCCCUCGGCAGCUACGCCCCGCGUACCGAACGCAACUGCGCGCCGAUCGUUGACCACGCGGCAGCUUCUCCCAUGUUUUCACAUGAACACUCGCACAACCCCCUCCCCCCUUUCUUAGAGAUCGACGCAGCCUCUUUCCCCUUUCCCCAAAGAGCCCCCUCUUUCUAUCAAAAUCAUGGCGUUUUGCUGGGUGCCUGGCAUUGCCUUGGGUUUUGUCAGAAAGGCAACCACGGAAUACCUACCAAUCCUCCAGAUUUCAGGGCCAUGACAUUGGGAUAUCAUUGCCCGAAUAGACCGCAUCGCAUGGCAGGUGGCGACUUCGGCUUCAUCCCCAUUGCGGGGAGAGAUGCAUAUGUGAUGAGAUGGCAGGCAUGGCGCUUUUGGAGGCCCGGGAGGGGGGAAGCACGGGAGCUCGGGGGCCCAGUCUACUUGGGGAUGCAGAUUGUCGUUUUCCCCAUCUUGAUGCAAAGGCGGAGGAGAGGAACCGUUCCCCCGUGCCCUCGGCGCCGCGCCAUCUAUUUGAUGCUUGACCACCUGCAAUUGAUCGAUCGAAUGUUCCUACAAGCCCAGGGAGCUUCAUUGCAUCAGAGGUGGUCUGAUCUUGCCCAAUCCACUAAUCUGGUUUCCUUAAAUCACAACCCAUUUCCUUUGCUCGCCGCCGCCGCCGCCUUCGCCGCUCAAGUCACGAGGGAUGUGAAGCAAAGACUAGUAGUACAAGUCGCCCUCCCGGUUUGGGAACAGGGUCGAGUUUUUGCGAGGUGUGCCGCCAAGGCACCAACCUCUGUGCGCAACAAAGUAACAGGUGAUGAAAAACAAAAGGCAGAAAAUAACAAGAGUGCAGCCCAGUAUCCGUUCAACGCCAAGGGUGAGGGUAUCGCCAGGUCCUCCAUGACCUCUUGGAGAUCUUCUUCCUCUUUCAAACAUUUGAAAACCGAAAAUGGACAAGAAUGUGCGAUCGACAAUGAAGUGAAUCCGCGCCCUUGUCCCCCUUCCUCCUCCUGCAGUUUCCCCCUUUCCCAUGCGUACCUCACAGCCAUGAGGCGCCGUCGACUCUGCCGCAUCGUUCCGGAGCCCGCGGGCUCGAAUAGUCGCAGUGACAACCCGCCCGCCAAUUCCUUUGCCGCCGCCUGA